GGGGAGGAUCGCGUUGCUGAUGGCGCGUCCCCAGCCUCCAGGAGUUGGACUCUGGUAUAGCAGGUUUGCUCAUGCAACGACUCAUGGCAUGAGGUUCUUGAACGCAUGACAUGUCACAUCACUACAUUGCAUGGCCGAGCACGAUGAGGACGGUUUAGCAUCACUGUAACAUGGCGAAAGUGGUGGACGAACGGACUUGCGCUUUGUUCCGGAGUAACUGGCAGCACACCCUAACGUACUGGAGCGUGUUCUUCAGUUUUGGGCUGUGCAUCGCGUUUCUGGGCCCGACCGUCCUUGACCUGCGGUGCCAGACGCAUUCUACGCUGCAGGGCCUCACGCUGGUUUUCUUCGCGCAACAGUUCUGUCUGCUCAUGGGCAGCUCGGUUGGCGGAUUCUUCAGUAAAUCGCUUGCCUGCUCCUUGUGGUCUCUGGCUGGAUCCACCUUCAUCAUCUCCGCUGUGUUUGCCUUCAUCCCCGUAUGCGCCAAUCUGCCGAUGCUGGCUGUUGCCAUGGCGAUCGCAGGCCUGGCCAUGGGUGUCAUCGACACCAUUUCUAACCUGCAGCUGGUGAAGAUUUACCAGAAGGACUCCACAGUUUUCCUGCAGGCUCUCCAUUUCUUUGUUGGUCUUGGGGCGUUGGUUAGCCCACUCAUCGCUGACCCUUUUUUAUCAGAGAUGGAUUGUGUGUUGGGUAACACCACUAUCAGUUCAUCAACAAAGAGGCACUUGAACAAAGUAGUUGACCUGCACAACAUGUCCCACGUCCAUUUCCAUACAGAAGUUCCAGUCGUCACCAAUGUCUCCUACGCUUUUUGGAUCAUGGCACUCAUCAAUCUGCCUGUGCCCAUCGCGGUGUUUGUCCUCAUAUAUCGGGAGAGGUUGCUGUCAUGCUGGUUUGAGCGCAACCCUCGUCUCCUGGACAGCGACGUGCACAUGUACAGCAUGAAGGGGGAGAGAAGCUCCUGGCAGCAGGACGUGAGCUCGCUGGAGGGUCCUGAACCAAGAGGAUACCUAAACCUGCUGAAUAGCUGUCCCCUCAGCAAGCUGAAAGAACUUCCCUUGUCGUUCUUUGGGUUGCAUCUUCUGGGAGGGCUUGUGCUUUUUUUUUCCGAUGGCAUAGUGGGCUCGUACACAGGCUUCGUUUACACCUACGCCGUGGCUCCGCCCAUGAGUCUGACUCACAAGGUGGCAGGCUACCUGAACAGCGUCUUCUGGGCAUCCAUCACACUGGGGCGCCUGGCCUCCAUAGCCCUGUCUUGCCAUAUUAAACCUGUUCACUUGCUCACUAUCAACCAGGUUGGUGUCAUAGUGAUGCUGUUUCUCCUCCUCAUGUGCUACACCAGCAGUGUGUUCCUGUUUGUGGGCACCUGCUUUCUAGGUUUGUUCAUCAGCAGUGUCUACCCCUGCAUGCUCGCUCUCACAGAAGACAUCCUUGACUACAAAGGGUGUGCCACGGCUGUGCUUGUGACCUGUGCUGGGAUGGGUGAGAUGCUUUUACAGCUAAUCGUGGGCUCGGUCAUCCAUGCCUACGGCAGUUACAGCUUCCUCUUGUCUGGAUUGGUUUUUGGCUGCAUAGGCUUCCUGCUCUUCCUCAUGCUGCUCGUAGUUGAUCACAUAUGCAAACAUGAUGGGGCAGCUGCCCAAAGGACACACCCUGAGGCUGAUGUAGCCGCACACUAAUGGCACUGCAGUAUUGAAUUUAGGCCAAAGGAUACAGAGGGAAGCAAAGGUUUACUGACCUCCGGGAUCCUAGGCUAAGACUCUGCGCCGCGAGAAGAGGACAAGACCGAAAGUAGACACAGGCUCCUCACAACCUGAGCCAUGAAACCUGGUCGACCCUCAGACAAGAGUGUGUGUGUGUGUGUGUGUGUGUGUGUGUGUGUGUGUGUGUGUUUAUAUAUGAAGAUGAAAGGCUGAGGGGCAGUGGAGCUGGACGUAGGCCUGAGCAUGCUGGCCCUUUUACUUCCGGGUCGCCGGUGUUGUCUGCGUGAGAUGAACGUGUUACUGUGACAGUGUGUCUAAGCCUUUACUGAUGUCAUCCUUUCCUUUUUGUCUCUGCACUCUUUUUAUUCUUUUUUUUUGUAUUGGAGUGAUUAUACUGGUUAAGACUUAUGAAAAUCCUUUUUUUUCCCUAAAUGGUGGAUUGUUUGCUGCUGUUUUAUGAAGUUGUAGAUUAUUCAGAUACAGUUUAAAUGUAAACAUGAAUUAUGGCGUAAAGAUCAGGUGUAACUGACUGAAGGAACUGCUUAAAACGGAAGAUUCUGCACCGGCGAUUACUGCAUUUCAAUAUCUGAUGAUGAAUGAAAUGAAAUGAAAAUGAAUGAAAACAUUGUAAAAACUGACAGUCAAUCAGUUAAUUACCAUUACUGCUUGCAAAAUGCAAAAUAACAGCCAAGCAGCUGUAUACAAUAAAGAGAUUAAAAGU
Electrophorus electricus (electric eel) is the source of this 2424-nucleotide messenger RNA. It is a transcript of the gene slc60a1a, whose product is annotated as solute carrier family 60 member 1a. The record is from RefSeq and is a predicted model, not a curated record. Lineage: Eukaryota; Metazoa; Chordata; Actinopteri; Gymnotiformes; Gymnotidae. Gene Ontology annotation, molecular function: D-glucose transmembrane transporter activity.